AUGAGAAUCGCUUCGACUCUAAGUCUCGUGCUUUGCGCCUCGAUGAUAACAACAAACCACUUGGUUGAAGCUCUUUCUCGCUGCAAGGUGAAGGGCAAUUACCAAAACUCGUCGUCGUCUUUGUCGGUUCACCCAGCGGGUACCGACCAUUCCUCCGACACAGCUGAAAAGCUUUCGUUUGGCAAGGUGACAUCCUUGCAAGCUCGCGUUCAGGGUGACAGACCUCAGUGGAAUGUCGAUAUGCAACGCUUCGUGUCAUCCCACUACGAUACGUUCGACGGUAAAUUUCGUGCUUCACUUGAUACAGUUAAUAUGGCAUCCGUCGAGGGUGCACUCAAGUACGUGCAAGCCGAAUGCAUCAACGCGUCCGUGGUAACAAACUGCAAGCGCAAGAACAACAUCAAGUACAUCGUCUUCUACCAAACAACGGUAGUCCAGCCUCCUGCAUCAAUGGAAUACUAUGCCAAUGCCACGAACGAGUACAAUUUCACUGUCGAACACUGUCCCUUUGUUCCCAUGGACGGCGGUCGAUGCAAUCCGAGCGCUGACGGCUCUUUCCCUAAAGAAUGCAACCAGUACAUUGGAGCUGCUGGUGAGCCAAAGCUUGGCUUUUGCGUGGGAGGCACACUGCAGGACAACGAGGCCAUUGCGCCGUAUCCGCACAACUACUGGUUCUCCUUCCCCAAUAGCUGCCCACUGGAACUCUGGGAUCACAAGACUGAUGCUUGUCGUAAGGAAUUCGCAGGUGGCUUGUGCCCUCAGGGUGUUGAACCGGAUGGCGAGACUUGCACCUUUUCGUACGAUAUCCUGGGCUACAUUUUGCUGGACGACGUCGUAGGUAUCACGUCCAUGGUCAAUCCGAACACAGGCGAUAAGUACGCCGACUAUCACGAGUUCUGUGAAGCCGGUGGUGUGGAAUUUAGCGUCUCAGUGGCUGGAGAUAACGUCACAUGGCUGGAUGGGAUCGAGUUUUGGGACAGUCCCGGGGAUAGCGACGCGAAUGUCAAGCGGUCGGAAAAGGUCGUGGGUGCUUAUGCUGAUCUGCUCAAGAAGAACCCCGUAGCAAGUGAUGGAGGGGUAAUGCGACCACUUCCCACAGCGGACGAACUGAUGACUAGUAACCCUCCGUGCUACCGAAACAGCAAGAUCUGCGCGGAGGCCAAGUUUGGGUGCAAGCGCACCUAUCGCUCACAGAUCUGCGAGGUUUGCACAUCGUCCGACUUGGGCUGCGUGAUGGCCGAAAGCUAUUAA
Molecule: messenger RNA, 1251 nt
Organism: Peronospora matthiolae
Lineage: Eukaryota; Oomycota; Peronosporomycetes; Peronosporales; Peronosporaceae
Source: the annotation of a GenBank genome assembly